AUGAAGCUCGCAUUAACGCUGUUUGCGUCAAUAAAAGGAGACAGGAAUUUGACGGAGAUCUUUCCUACAGCUGAUCCUGCAGCUCCAAAAAUUGAGCUAAAGAGCUCAGAUAUUUCUGAUAUCGGUCGAGGUGGACAUCCUGAGCGAUACUCUUUUGCAAGUCAAAAUGAGCUCCUCACAACCAUGCUUCAAUACAUGCUAAAUGCACAUUAUCUGGAUAGAUACGACCCGAACGAAAUUUUAAACUACGGUUGUUGGUGCCAAACCAAUCCAGAUCACAUAAAUCAUCGUCGAGGCACACCAGUUGAUUCUGUCGAUCGAAAAUGUCAAAACUGGUAUCGCUGUCAGAGAUGUGUGUCGAUGGAUACAUUCGGCCAAUGCUCGGCUAGUGAGUUCAUCAAUUGCCCAUCAAAGAACAGCUACUAUGCAAACUCACAUGGUUGGGAACCUUCGACUCAGUGCACGCCGAAUCCGUUCUCUAGGGGACCACCAGAUCAGUGUUGCGGUACUUACCCAACCCGUUAUCCCUACAAUACCGAAGAUGGAAGCCGUGGAUGCUGCAAUGGACAUACUUUCAAUUCUCUGACCCACGAAUGCUGCAACACGGUUCUUCUUGCAGCUGGUAGCUGCCCACAAACCACAACACCAGCUCCUAAUCCAUGUUCACCUGAUCCUUGUCAGAAUGGAACUUGCAUGGAUACUUCAGCGGAUACUGGAAUAUCAGGAUAG
Molecule: messenger RNA, 729 nt
Organism: Oikopleura dioica
Lineage: Eukaryota; Metazoa; Chordata; Appendicularia; Copelata; Oikopleuridae
Source: the annotation of a GenBank genome assembly